UUAUGAGAAUUACCCACCCGAUUGUGAGAAUUAAUGAAUGGGAAAUCCAAUAAUUAGAAAGAUUAACGUAAAAUAUAAUAUAUAUAAUCUGCUUCGAUAAAUAAAUCAUUCUAGCUGUAUUCACAAUGGUGACCUGGGCUGUACUCCUUUUAACGUCGGCGGUGGCGGCGGCGGCGGCGGCGCCCGGACACCGGAUCGUGGGCGGCGAGGAGACCAGCAUCGAGCGGUACCCGUCCAUCGUGCAGCUGGACUACCUGCGCCCGCUCACCGGCUGGGGGCAGAGCUGCGCCGGCACCAUCGUCACGCCCACCGUCGUCGUCAGCGCCGCGCACUGCACCAACAACGUGGCGGUGAACACGCGGCGCAUCCGCGUGGGCGCCACCAACAGGAACUCUGGCGGCACCCUCGUGUCGCUGCGCUCCUACCGCAACCACCCCGAGUACGGCGUGCGCGCACGCAACGACGCCGACAUCUGCCUGCUGUACCUGGCGCAGGAGCUGGCGUUCGGCGCCACCGCGCAGCCCGCGCCCAUCAACGCGCAGGGCUCGCAGCUGCCCGACGGCUCGGCGGUCGUGCACGCCGGCUGGGGCGCCAUCAGGUCUAACGGGCCCGCGUCGCCGGUGCUGCUGGACGUGACCAUCUUCACUGUGAACACGGACGAAUGCGCGCGGCGCUACCGGUCGGGCGUCACGGACAACAUGGUGUGCGCGGGGCUGCUGGACCAGGGCGGCAAGGACGCCUGCCAGGGCGACUCCGGCGGCCCGCUGUACCACAACAACAUCCUCGUGGGCGUGGUCUCGUGGGGCGCCGGCUGCGCGGACCCCUACUACCCGGGCAUCAGCACGCGCGUGUCCUCCUACUCCGACUGGAUCGUCAACAAUGCCGCUAAUCCGUAAUCAGUAAAACUGCAACAUAUACAAAUAUAAUUUUUUUCAUAA
Messenger RNA from Plutella xylostella (diamondback moth), 938 nucleotides. RefSeq names its product trypsin, alkaline C. Gene Ontology annotation, biological process: proteolysis. NCBI's taxonomy places the organism in Eukaryota, Metazoa, Arthropoda, Insecta, Lepidoptera, Plutellidae. Gene Ontology annotation, molecular function: serine-type endopeptidase activity. The record is from RefSeq and is a predicted model, not a curated record.